UUGAAGUCUUUUUUCUUUUCUGCUGUCGGUUUGUUGGAACUCGGGUCCCUUCGCUCGACUCGAAAGUCGAAUGCUGGUAGUUGGUUUUCUAUACUUUCUUAAAGGAUGACGGAAACGGGGAUAUUCUGUGUCUGAAUAUUCGCCGGUGAAACUAUGCCCACUAUUCGGAAACGUGCACUGCUGCUUUUAAUUCUUUUGAUUCUUCUGCUGUGGCUGCUGGGACAAUUGCUGAUGUUCUGGAAAGCCCCGACCGUAAUCAUCGAGAAUAACCAGCAGUUCCACAAUCUGUGCCAUGCCAGUGCGCUACCUCCUGACGUCAACCCGACAACCACCAUCUUCAUCAUCACGCCAACCUAUACCCGUCCCGUACAGAAAGCGGAGCUGACCCGUUUAAUGCACACUUUCACCAGUCGCCUCCUCGAUACAUCUCUGGUAAUUCACUGGAUCCUCGUGGAAGAUGCGCCCCGCAAAAGCGAUCUCGUGGCUCAUCUUCUGCAGAAAUCUGGACUUGUUUUCACCCAUCUGAACGUAGAGACGCCUGCGGAGAUGCGUGUGGAUGUGAAGAAGGGUGAGAAGAAAUGGAGCAAACCACGCGGCGUCCUGCAGCGCAACGCUGGUCUCGAGUGGGUGCGCGGCAGCGUGCCUGCGGACACGCGGGCGGUCGUGUACUUCGCUGACGAUGACAACACGUAUGAUGUGGAAUUGUUCCGCGAAAUGGCAGCCAUUGAGCGGGUAGGCGUGUGGCCGGUGGCGUUUGUGGGAGAACUGAUGGUGGAGAAGCCGGUGAUUGAUAACGGGAAAGUGGUGGCGUGGGAUGUGGGCUGGAAUGCGCAGCGACCGUUCGCCAUCGACAUGGCGGGAUUUGCGGUCAAUCUCCGCUUGAUCCAUGAUCAUCCGGACGCGCGAUUCGAUUUUAACCAACCGGUGGGCUAUCAGGAGUCAUUUUUCUUGAAAUCCCUAGGCGUGGCCAUGGAACAUUUGGAGCCGAAAGCGGGGAAUGGCAGUCCAGUGCUAGUGUGGCAUACACGCGCGGAAGCCAUUAAUUUGACACAGGAACGUAAGCGGCGGGCCCAAGGCAGGCCCUCCGAUGCAGGCAUCGAAGUGUGAUGGUUUCCCUGAUUUGCAAUACACCCGAAAUCUUUCGCACCAUAUUCAGUAUUAUUGUUUGAGUAUCUGCACCACAGACAAUUUGUUUUUUCGGUUUUUAUCGUGAUAACAGCACGUCAGAUG
Paramacrobiotus metropolitanus is the source of this 1230-nucleotide messenger RNA. RefSeq names its product galactosylgalactosylxylosylprotein 3-beta-glucuronosyltransferase 3-like. Gene Ontology annotation, biological process: carbohydrate metabolic process; chondroitin sulfate proteoglycan biosynthetic process. Gene Ontology annotation, molecular function: galactosylgalactosylxylosylprotein 3-beta-glucuronosyltransferase activity. NCBI's taxonomy places the organism in Eukaryota, Metazoa, Tardigrada, Eutardigrada, Parachela, Macrobiotidae. Bases 154 to 1107 code for a protein of 317 amino acids. The record is from RefSeq and is a predicted model, not a curated record. The transcript has a single exon. Gene Ontology annotation, cellular component: Golgi membrane.